Aureobasidium musti is the source of this 816-nucleotide messenger RNA. NCBI's taxonomy places the organism in Eukaryota, Fungi, Ascomycota, Dothideomycetes, Dothideales, Saccotheciaceae. The record is from the annotation of a GenBank genome assembly.
AUGCCACACUCGUCGCGUAGGCCGGGUAAACCAUACCACCCGAAGCGGGUCAUAUCAGAGACGGAAGAUGGCUGGUCCAGAGUCGAGCACACAGCGCCUACAAGAUACGGUAGCAAGCCCGUAGUAGGCAGCUCGCUUCCAGCAGUCGACAGAUCGCUCACAGUGCAGAAGCUACUGGAUGAACACACUCGGUGCAAACGGCAGUGGGUAGAGAGCGAAGCGCGCCGAUGGCUCCAACAGCUGUUGACAAGGCAGAUGGCAGAGGGGGGAUGGUCUUUGAACAAGGCCGUCUGUGUCGCUCUGGGCAGUCCGAGUCUGUCAUGGGCAAACCGUCUCAGAAGUGUUUGGCAGCUGGUCAUGUUUAUGGAUUUGGUAGACAUGGACGCCGACGAGCUCAAGCUCUAUGCCCAGGAGCCACGCUUCACUUCGCUCGACAAAGACUUCCUCGAAUCCCUUGGUGUCGCCGUUCUAGAGCCUCCUCAGGCCGAAGAGCUAGCGGAUGAGUCGACGCUCAUCUUCAUACCUUGCCUUGAGUGGCUUCUCGAGCUGCCUUUUAUGCUAGUUGCUGAAAAGUCACAACUCUACGUUAGCUCGUCUAUGCAUUGGGUUAUCGACGAGGCUGAGCGCUUUCGAAACCGACUGGCCGCCGAUUCGAAGAGCGACACUCCCGUACUGAAACAAUGCGACAGUGCAAUGGCUGCCGCAAAGGCCAUCCUCGACACGCACCAAGAAAACAAGAUGCCAGAAGCCGAUUUCGCCGACGGCCACAGUCUCGCCUUGACCAUCUAUACCCUGAAGCAUUCAGACGAAGAUUGA